AUGAAACAUUUUCUCGAAGUAUAUAAUUCCUCAACACAUUCUACAACAGGACAUACACCAAAUUCAAUGACACAACAACAAGAAGAAAAGUAUAUACAAAAGAAACGAAGCCAAACACAAAAUAUCAGAAAUUCAACACAAUUUACCCUCAUUCCUGGUACAAAAGUUCGUGUAGUCCUUGACGACAAACCGUUGACAAAGAAACGUUUAAGGUUAAGUAGAAACUAUUAUAUCGUAGACUCUACGCAAGGUAAUGGAUAUCUUAUAAAAGCUGCUGACGACUCCAUUGCAUUUUACCCUCGUCAUAAAUUAGUCGAAAGUAGUAAUGGCAAACUUGCUGAAACCAUUGACGAAGCAAAGCGAGGAGUGGUUAUUGAAAUACUUGACUAUAACAUAAACGAUGACACUUAUAAAGUAAGAUAUGAAGGAGGUGUUGAAGAUGUUAUACCAUCUAAGAACUUGAGAGAGUCAAAGCCAACACAUCUGGGACCAUUAGAGCGGGAGUACUGGAAAGACAAAAAUAUGCCAGAAAGAAUAAGAAAAUUCUUCUAA
Molecule: messenger RNA, 552 nt
Organism: Trichomonas vaginalis G3
Lineage: Eukaryota; Parabasalia; Trichomonadida; Trichomonadidae
Product: integrase core domain containing protein family
Exons: 1
Coding region: 1-552 (183 amino acids)
Source: RefSeq, a predicted model, not a curated record